Molecule: messenger RNA, 2505 nt
Organism: Penicillium verhagenii
Lineage: Eukaryota; Fungi; Ascomycota; Eurotiomycetes; Eurotiales; Aspergillaceae
Product: WAPL family protein
Exons: 2
Coding region: 1-2505 (834 amino acids)
Biological process (GO): regulation of chromosome condensation
Source: RefSeq, a predicted model, not a curated record
AUGGAAUCGCGAUCCCGAAAUCGACGGCUGGUGACCUAUGGUUCUACCACUAAUAACCAAUCGCAGUCGAAGACGGCACACUCCCAUGCGUCUACUACCAAACAUACUCCAACUAUAUCUUAUCAUUCACGUCGACCGAGUCAUCACCUAUUAUCUGGGCUACCUAAAGAAAAGCAGCCUCAAGGGUCGCAUGAGGCCUCAGAUGACAAGAUAUAUGAUCUACCAUCGUCAAGUGAAGAAGAUCAACAAUAUAAGCAGAGGCGGAAAAGAAGAAGAUGUGGCUCAGAAGGGAACACUGCCAUUUCACAGAAACAGGAAACUGUGGGCUCGCGAAAACCAGCGGUGGUGAAGACAGAUAUUGAUCUUGGUGGAAUUUCCACCAACAAACCGACUUCGGCAACCCUUCAGAUUAAGACCGUUUCACCGCGCAAUAAAAAGGACAUAGCUGACGACCAGAGUCGCCUUGAUCAAGUAGGAGAUUCUGGCUCACAGAAACCCAACCCUCGGGUGGUUACCUCUGCCGAAUGCCUGGAUAUGGCCCGAUGGUCUGACACCUUUGCGGGCGAGACCGAGCUACCAAAAAAUGCGGAGACACAGCAACGUAUCCCCCAGAACGCGCAGCAUAAUCCUAGCCCCCUUGAAUCUCUAAGCUACACUACCACAACCGCGGGGAAUGGUGUUGCUGGGCGUCGGAGACUGAUUGAUUCUCUGGGCACUAGGGAACGUUCAUCAGGGGGUUCAUCGUCAGAUAUACCGGCUGAUAGUCAGUUGUCUUCCUCCUUGCCUGCCCCGCCCACCCCAACUCGACAACAAGACCUUGCGCAAUCAAGUACGCCCAUCGAGAUCCAGUCUGAUAGUCAUGGCCAAGACCCUACUGUUGCACCCUCGCCUCACCUACGUGGCUCUAAAGUCACAUAUGCCCGUCAGCGCUCAUUCUUAGAUGACCUUAUCUUGGAUGAUGGACCUACAGGCAUGAAUCUUGCAGCUGGUGUGGAACAGAAUGAUCCACUGGGUGAUAUUGAUCGUCCGAAUCCCAGUGUUGGGCCCCGGCCUCGUCUUUUUACCAUUGCAGAGCCCAGCAAUGAUGAUGGGACUGUCCGGAGUAUCCAUGAACUACGUCAAGCCGGUGGGAAUGCUCGUUAUCGGGGCGCGAUUGAGGCCAUCUUCGAAGAUAUCGAGGACAACCACAUUUCCACAUCAGGUCGAUGUAAUGCAUUCGUACAACUCUGUAGCAAGCUACUCGAUACGAACCUUGCCCGUCAAUUUCUGGAGUGCAAUUUCGAUAAGAGGCUGGUGGAUCUGCUCUCCAAGGAUCUUGACCUGACAUCCUCUUCGCUUGCUCUCUGUGCCUAUGACCUCUGUGCGAUUGGCAGACCCCUUCCCUAUAUUCUCGCAAGUGCUGCCUGGCCUAAACUUUUGGAUAUAUCCCUCCCCUUAUUAGAUGUUCAAGAUGAUCUGCUUGCAAUGGCCCGUGCACCACCCCAGAAAAUAUCCAAGGCUACUCAACUCUCCAUUCAACAUAUCCUCCCACAGCUUAAGUCGAGAUUGCUUCUCGAUAUCGAUGCAGCCAAGUUGUCUCCUUGUUUCCUAGCACUGCAGUGCCUAAGAACAACUAUUGUGGCAGUCCAGGAGAAAGGCGAGAACCCGACCGGUCCUUCCGUGCCAUUCCUGAGGCGACUGGUAAAUCUUAUGCUAUCUACCAACUCUUAUCUUCGGAAGAGCUCGAAUAACACCAGCGCUUUGAACUCCCAGGCACUGAUUUUGGGAUUGUCUAUCCUGGAGGCACACACAACCUCCGGUGGUCCUCUUCAGAGAGAUCAUCGCGAUGUUUUAGUUUCCAUUGCCAGUUUGUAUAGUUUGCUCUCUGUGGGCAGCGAAGACCCAGUGAAUACGACUAGCCAGAGCAUUCGAAAUCUCUAUAUCCGAGUGAUAUUGAAUGUCACCAACAGUCACCCUGGUCUUUGCGAUGACUUCGCAACGCCAGAGAUGAUAGGUGAACUGGCCGCAAUCGCAAUCACCAAAUUUGCCGAUCUGGCUCAAGAGCCUUUUGUUCAGGAUAACAACAAUUCCCUUGACACGGUGAUACUGGCACUGGGGGCUCUGAUCAAUCUCACUGAACAAAGUGAAACAUCGCGUGUUAUUUUUCUCAAUCCAGAGAUUUCAGACCGGCCUCUUCUCGAUCAAUUGCUAGACCUAUUUUCUGUGCAUUUUGAUUCCACUUCCGAGGCACAUUCUGUUCCGGAAGUCCAUCAUAACGUUGCAGUGGGAUAUCUGGCAGUCCUCCUUCUGGCCCUGUGUCUCAACCCCAGUGCGCGUAUACAGGUCACAAACUCAUUAAAUUCGAAGGGGCUGUUGGUAGUUUUGUCAACCGUUGAGGAAUUCUUGCAAUAUCACCGCAAGAUCGAGCAGGAACUGCAGCCUCUUCCCGUACAAGGCGAUUCAAAGGGAUUCCAUACACGAUUACAGGACUUGAUGAUUCAAAUUCAACACACCGCCCACGUGUAG